CAACCACCCUCUCCGCGGCCAGCAUGGCAUUUGCCUCUUCUGCCGACGACGACGCCAUCGCGAACUCGACUGUUCUUGAGACUCUAUACCGCAAGGGCAUUGCUCGCGCUUCUGUCCGACGGCAGACGCGCAUACACGACCUCGGCAUCGUCGUCACUUCGUGAAGCUCCUCACUUCCUUCCAUUCAAACCAUGGCCAACGCGACUGCAGAGAGCUCAGGCGCGCAGAUAAAUCCUCUCCUUCGACAGAGAAUGCUCAGCCGCGCCUCGACCUUCGCCGAAGGAGUGCAGCCUGCUCCAGCAAUACCGCGUCGACGGAGCUCUGUCUUGUCGGACCUCUCUGAAAGCCGCCACUCCCUGCGCUCGCGCUCUUCGACAGACAAUCUGGCCCGGUCUGGCCCAUACGAUGGCAUGGAGAAUCUCAUUCAAUCAGAGGAGCCAUCCCACUGGCAUUCGGCGCCCCUCGCUUUUGCGAUACUGCCGGCUGUUGGCGGUCUUCUAUUCAAAAAUGGCAGCUCUAUCGUGACAGACGUGCUGCUUCUGGGACUGGGAUCGCUUCUUCUGAACUUUUGUGUCAGGACACCAUGGGAUUGGUAUCACGCUGCUCAAGCCGUCCACGUCCUCGAUCCGGAACCCGACCCUUACUCUAGCACCAUAAUUGCGGAGGAAAGUGGCGAAGAUGGAGACGGAGAGGUCGCUUCACCGGAACAGACACCCGCAGACCGGUCUCCGAAUUUAGAGCAAAGUAGCAACAACACGAAAUCAGUCGAACAAGAGGCCGCGGCGGGUGAAUUGCGUCGGGAAGAGAUUGUCGCGUUGAUAGCAUGCUUCCUCGGCCCAUUAGUCGGCGCAUACUUGUUACAUGGGAUUAGGAGUCAGCUCACGCGACAAUCCGAAGGCCUUGUGUCAAACUACAACCUCACCAUUUUCGUCAUGGCGGCAGAACUGCGACCUAUCUCGCAUCUGGUCAAGAUGAAGAAAGCUAGAAUGCUCCAUCUGCAGCGAAUUGUCCGACCCGAAUUAACCCCAAGCCAAGACAUUGCAAAAGCCGAUGCCCAGGAACUAUCCAGGCGGCUGGCUGAAAUAGAGGAGCGACUAGCAGAGGGCGGGCCUAAAUUCAAAGAGGGAAACGUCCUAGAGAUCUGUGGUGUAGUCAGGCAGAAUAUCCAACCGCAGCUCGACUCGCUGAAUCGAGCAAUGCGGCGGUACGAAAAACGGCUGACGGCAAUGUCAAUUCAAUCGGAAGGUCGCUUUGGGGAACUCGAGAUUCGGAUAAAGGACGCCUUAUCCCUGGCGGCAUCUGCAGCUCGGACUGGCCAGAAGCCCGGGGUGAUUGCUAUGGCUUUGACAUGGGUCAGCAACUUCUUCAAGUUCUGGUUUCAAACGCUAUGGGCUGUCUUUGUCUGCCCACUGCAGCUGGCAGUUUCUUGUUCUACUGCCAUCAAGUCGUGGUUUGUGCGUCCACAACGAGCAAGUAGGAGAAAAGCGCAGACGAAGGGUGAAGAGCAUGCGUCUAUCGCAACCUCCCGCAUGCACUCCAGAAGUGCUCGAUGACAGGCUGCUGGCAGGUACCUUUCUGUAUCAUUCCUCACUACCACGUAUUUAUUAUUGAGCGUUAUGCCGAAGACUCAAAUACCUCCUGUUACUUUCCCUACGCUGAUUCUAGCCUUUUUCUUAUCGUCCAUGCAGGUACCACUAAUCAUCGAUACUCUCACCGCCUUGGAUUAGUAUACACAACACUUCAACCCCAUAUUUCUCUCCCAACAAGAAACAAAACGGUGUGAUACUAUCGGCCAUUGACGUCGGUAACUGAACCAAUUCGGCUUGCCGUAAUGCUAAAUGCAAUAGUCUAGCAAGUGCGACAUUACCCCACUACCCCACCAUUGACCUGCAUCG
Molecule: messenger RNA, 1895 nt
Organism: Mytilinidion resinicola
Lineage: Eukaryota; Fungi; Ascomycota; Dothideomycetes; Mytilinidiales; Mytilinidiaceae
Exons: 2
Coding region: 192-1553 (453 amino acids)
Source: RefSeq, a predicted model, not a curated record